Molecule: messenger RNA, 1719 nt
Organism: Plasmopara halstedii
Lineage: Eukaryota; Oomycota; Peronosporomycetes; Peronosporales; Peronosporaceae
Product: Pleckstrin homology-like domain
Exons: 2
Coding region: 1-1719 (572 amino acids)
Source: RefSeq, a predicted model, not a curated record
AUGGGUUUAAGUCGACGAGCAAAACCAGCCGAAUCGGCAGCAACCACAUCGUCUACAUCCAAGAGGUUCCUAGCUCUCUUUUUGAAUAAAAAGCAAGAUGGUCAAGAUGAAAACAAACGGCCGUAUCAUCUUCGUCUUCGACCCAAGAAAGUAAAAAAUCGGAGCAAACGGAGCCGUAGUCGAAGUUUUAGUGGUGUGAAAGAUGAGACCGAAAGCCCGGUCGGCACUGAUAAUGUUAAGCUGUGUCCGUCCUCCCAUGCACGUGACGCUUCUAGCUCACCCCAAUCUAUUGGCAUCUAUCCACAGCGCUCGUCUCGUUCUUCGUCGUUGCGCUGUUCUCGAUAUUCCGAAUUGUCAGUAUCAUCAAGAUCUUCUCGAGUGUCAUUACGAAGAGAAGGCAGGCAGAAUUUAAAUGCAUUGAUCUCUCAAGAAUAUAAUUGUCGAAGGUCGUCUUCGGACGCAAUGUCCAAGACGCAGACGCUAAUAUCCUUACGCUUUGAUUCUCGUGAAAGAUGGCGAGAAAGUUCGGUGGACGGGUUUUUGAGCUCUUUUCCACGAGAUUUGUCUACAGAUAUUCGAACGACUUGUCAUGUUGUGAACUUAAAGCGGUCUAAGAAAUUCAUGCGCGAGUUGAUUGUGUCGCUUGAGUUUGAGAUUCGAGGAACUAAGUGGGCUGCUUACUAUCUGCAAAUUGUACACAACGCUUGCAAACUUAAACGCAUUUCACAACGAUCGGCAAUUUCAGUUACAUGGGUCAUUUGUGCUUUAGUGCAAAGUGAAGCGCGUACUCGACAGGCUCAGCAAAAGCAAUUAGAUUCAACUUUGCAGCACAAAAUGACGGAGUAUCGAGUAGCAUUGCAGUGUGUGGCCGGUACGAGUGUUGUCAAGUUUGGACGCAAGGGAAAACCUCACGGUACUAACUUGUGUGUGGAGAACGGCGACACGCUACGUUGGACGUCGAAAUUGCUGGCCCAGGCCACGCAUAUUGCCGUGGACGGUGUGACAGCUACAACGACAAUGGGCAAAAAGCGCGUGAAGGCUAAGAAUGCCAUUCCUUUGGCCAGUAUACGUUACAUAACGUCUGGCCCUUCCACAAGUGUCUUGGCACGUGCGUUGCACAAAGACCUUAAGGCUAGGACUGCCGAAGAAAGGGAAUGGCUUCAACGCAGUUUGGAGUUUUUAGUCGAUCUUGCGCAAGAUCAUGAGCGACGAGUAGCUCAGCAAGUAGAACUUACGAUUAUGAAGCGCAUGGAAACUCUACCAGUUUGGAAAUAUGGGCGUAAGGGAAAGCCACACAAGACGCGUGUGUUUGUCGACAGGUUUGGCGAAGUGUCAUGGCUUGGCCGCAGCGGUGACUCGAUCCAACUGGAUGAGAUCAUUUCAGUGCGCGAAGGUCUUGACACACCAGUUUUUACUCGAGCUCGAGCAGUGGGGUUAGUAUCCUCCGCCAAAGCAACGCACUGUUUUUCUUUAGUGACAUCAUUGCGGUCUCUUGACAUUGAAGCUGUGAACGAGCACCAACGUGACUGGUUUGUCGUCGCCUUUCGGUAUUUGCUGGAUAAAGUGCAUGAAAAGACGGCAGCCAUGCAGCGCGAUCGGGCGGAACGACAACUCCGAAUGCUGCAGGACCUUUGUCAUGAAGACGAAGAUGCUGAUUAUCUUGGUGGGGAUGGUGAUGAAAUCUUCUAUAAUGAUAUACCCCCUGCAAGGCACGCUUAA